AUGUUCAAAUGUUCAAUACUUCAAUCUAUUAUUGUGAUUAUCCGAUGGAAUGAGAUGCUUUCUAUUUUUAACUUUUUAAUAAAUUCGUCAAACUUUUGAUUUCUACGCGAUUCAUGCCAUUUGAGUUUUGAAACAGAUAUAUUUGAGUCUAAAACCUCAACGGAAUCUUCUUAAUAAAACUCUUCAGUCACCAUAACAGCCGCCUCCGACCUCCAUCGUUGCCACCAGUCCGAUCGGAAACAUGACGAUGGAGGGUUUCCGGGUACUUGAUGAGAAGUCGUUGAGAGAAUACAUCAAAGCCACACCAUCUUUGGCUUCCAAGCUCGGGAAUGAAGUUGAUAACUUCAAAAUUAAAGAAGUUGGGGACGGCAAUCUCAAUUUCGUCUACAUCGUCAUCUCUCCAUCUGGUUCGAUCGUCAUCAAACAGGCUAUACCUUAUGUUCGUUGUAUCGGCGAAUCAUGGCCAAUGACGAAGGAAAGAUCUUAUUUUGAAGCCACAGCUCUUAAACGUCAGCAUGGUUUGUCCCCAAAACAUGUCCCAGAAGUUUAUCACUUUGAUAGAACCAUGUCACUUAUUGGUAUGCGAUACAUAGAGCCUCCACAUAUAAUCUUGAGAAAAGGAUUGAUCGCUGGAGUUGAGUAUCCAUUAUUAGCGGAACACAUGGCUGAAUUUAUGGCUAACACCCUCUUUUACACCUCUCUUCUCUAUCUCACAACUACACAACUCAAAAGUGCAGUGGCUGAAUUUUGUGGAAAUGUGGAGUUAUGUAGGCUAACUGAGCAAGUGGUGUUUUCAGACCCUUACAAGAUUUCAGAAUUUAACCGUUGGACUUCACCUUAUCUUGAUACUGAUGCAGAAGCAGUUAGAAAUGACCAAAUAUUAAAACUUGAAGUUGCUGAGCUUAAGUCUAAAUUCUGUGAAAAAACACAAGCUUUAAUACAUGGUGAUCUCCAUACUGGUUCUGUCAUGGUUACACAUGAGUCAACUCAAGUCAUUGACCCAGAAUUUGCUUUCUAUGGGCCAAUGGGGUUUGACAUUGGUGCUUUUAUUGGAAACUUGUUUUUGGCUUAUUUUGCACAAGAUGGACAUGUGGAUCAAGGGAAUGACAGAAAAACAUAUAAAGCAUGGAUAAUGGAUACGAUAGCAGACACUUGGAAUCUUUUUUAUAAAAAGUUUACAUCUCUUUGGGAUAUACAUAAAGAGGGACCUGGUGAGGCAUACCUUCAUGAAAUUUAUAAUGAUUUGGAGCUUCGGGAGCUUGUGAAACAGAAAUACAUGAUGGAUUUGUUCCAUGAUUCUCUUGGAUUUGCUGCUGCCAAAAUGAUAAGGCGAAUUGUUGGGGUGGCUCAUGUGGAGGAUUUUGAGUCGAUUAGUGAUCUUGUGAAAAGAUCAGAUUGUGAACGAAGGGCUCUUGAAUUUGCCAAGAAUCUUACGAAGAAAAGAAGAAAUUUCAACACCAUUGCUGAUGUCAUUGCUUUAGCUAAGUAGUGAAUGACAUGCAAAUAUUGUGGCUUACAAUAAUAGAACAUAUUUUCUUGCCUUUGUUUGCUUUGUGUAAACCACUAAAUAUAGGAAGGUAAUGUGUUGUUAUAAAAAUCUUGAAAUUUAUGUAUUAAGAUGUUAUAUUUUGAUGGCUGGUAA
Messenger RNA from Lactuca sativa (garden lettuce), 1642 nucleotides. Its product is annotated as methylthioribose kinase. The record is from RefSeq and is a predicted model, not a curated record. Gene Ontology annotation, molecular function: S-methyl-5-thioribose kinase activity. NCBI's taxonomy places the organism in Eukaryota, Viridiplantae, Streptophyta, Magnoliopsida, Asterales, Asteraceae.